Molecule: messenger RNA, 3184 nt
Organism: Dermochelys coriacea (leatherback sea turtle)
Lineage: Eukaryota; Metazoa; Chordata; Testudines; Dermochelyidae
Gene: SH2D4A
Product: SH2 domain containing 4A
Exons: 9
Coding region: 879-2255 (458 amino acids)
Cellular component (GO): cytoplasm
Molecular function (GO): phosphatase binding
Source: RefSeq, a predicted model, not a curated record
GUGAGUGUGGAGGAGAGAGCCCUCAAAGCAUUCAAAGAUCAAACGUAGCCUUCACAAUUCUCUGGAGAAAAAGGUUCUCGCUUGUGCUCACUGACCUUGUUAACUUGUUCCCCUGUGCUCCCCACAUCGCUCCCCGCUUCUGUCUGUGUCUGGCUCCAGCCUUGUCUUCCUGGGGAGGUCACUCUGGAGCUGCUCAGCCCUUAUGAGAGCUGGGGCAGAAGGACUAGCUGUGCUGCGGGUGCCCAUCUAGCUGAAAAAAGUUGUAACUUGAGAGAUUUAAUGGGUAGGGCGGGCUCCCCAAAUCCCCAUGUCCCUCCCAUUCUGCAUUAGGAAAAUUGGAGUGUGUCAGUCAGUUCCCAAAGGAGUUUCUUUGUGGAGGGGGAGGGAGUUGUAGAUUCACUGGGUCAUUGCUCUCUCACCAGGUAAUGGCAUGUUUGCCUAGCUCAAAGUAAGCCACACCUCUGAUUUUUGUGAUACAGGGAACUCUUGUCCACACAGUAUCAGUGAAAUUUACUGGGGCAGAAAAGGAAUUAUCUCACUAUAAAUCUUGGCAAUUCACCCCUGGAAGAUCAAGGACAUGGCUUUUCUUUAAGCUCUGUCGACAAGUUAAGAUCUCCUGUGAUUUCCAUGAAUCAUAAUCAGAAGUUCCAAGCUGCUUAUUUACUUUUUCAGUCUGUGCAGGAAGUCUGAGCUAAAAUAGGUGGAGAGAUGGGAUUAUAAUUGCCAUGGUGAGUCUGAGUUCCUGCUGCCUGCUCUGGGUGUGGAGAGAGAUUUUUUUUUUUUUUUUUUGGCGUUGGUGCGGCUGUACCUGGCCUGGGAAGGCAAAUCCUGUCUUCGAAGAGUGUUGCCAGGAGCACUGAUGUGCUAGAGCCACGGCAAUGCUGCAGCAGAUCCUGGCAGACAUGUACAUCGAUCCUGAGCUGCUGGCAGAGCUCAAUGAGGAGCAAAAACAGAUCCUCUUCCUCAAGAUGAGGCAGGAGCAGGUCAGACGGUGGAAGGAGAGAGAAGCUGCCGCAGACAAGAACUCAGCAAAGAAAGUGACCCAGAGGAAAGCGCAUGGGAAGUCGGUGAAGUGGAAGCUCGGUGCCGACAGCGAAGUCUGGGUCUGGGUCAUGGGCGAGCAUGCGUCAGAUAAGCCUUAUGAUGUGAUCUGUGAAGAAAUCCAGCCACAGAGGGCUCAGCAGCAGCAGGAAGCAGGGGAAGCCAGAGGAAGUCAAACAUUCCUUGAACCGGCUGCGCCAUGGUCCCUGCAUUCUCAGCCAGCAGCCCUGGGCGGGGCAGAUGCCAAAAGGAAGGAGGAAAGAACUGGAGAGAGGGAGCAGGAAGAUGUGAUAACAGCUGCUAAAAAGGAGAGAAGCUGGGAUCAUGCUCAGGCUGCUCCCAGUAAAGGCAGAGAUGUGCACCAGAUGUUGGCAGAUUCCAAGGCUCAGACAAGGAAGUACGACUUUCAGCAGGGAAAGGAUAUAGCAAGGAGGAAGCCCAGAGAGAUGAGAACAGCUGCAGAGAGGGCACUGCACACUGACACCAACCGGAAGGAGGCUCAGGAGUCGGGGCAGAAAUCGGACAAGGACGAUCCCGAGUGGCAGGAAUCCUUGAGGAAAUCCAAAGCCGCUGAUGAGAGGAGACGCUCCAUUGCAAAGCAGGCCAGGGACGACUACAAUAGGCUGUCACUGCAAGGGAUCUGCAAAGGGAAGGUAGCUGAAGUUUCCAAGACUUUUGGGAGCCAGGGGCACAGCUUGCCCCCCCGUCCUGCCCUUCCACCCAAGCCUAAAACCCUAAACUCUGGGAUAACAAAUGGGAGGCCCAACAGGAAUCCGGGCGUGCAGAGGACCAUCUCCACUUCCACCCAGGAGAGCAUCAUCAGGUGGUUUAAAGAAGAGCAGUUACCUCUUCGGGCAGGUUAUGAGAAAUCCACGGACAGGAUAGCACCCUGGUUCCAUGGUAUCGUAACCCUACGGCAAGCAGAGGAGCUGCUGAGCAAAUCGGUGCUUGGGAGCUUUCUGGUCCGGGUCAGUGAAAAAAUCAAAGGCUACGUACUCUCCCAUCUGUCCUCGGAGGGCUGUAAGCACUUUCUAAUAGACGCCUCCAGCAACUCUUACAGCUUCCUGGGGGUGGACCAGUUGCAGCAUUUGACGCUGGCCGACCUUGUCAACUACCACAAGGAGGAGCCCAUCACUUCUUUGGGGAAGGAGCUGCUACUUUACCCAUGUGGCCAACAGGGCCCGGAACCUGACUACCUUGAUCUCUUUGAGUGAAAGCCUCCGUUCCCACCUUGUGACACACACCUGUGCCUUCUCCGAAUGAACAGAUGAACUGUUAUCCGAGAGACGGACCCCCGAAUGCCCAGCCAGCACCGAUCAAGUGAAAUACUCCGCACAAGUGUCUGUAUUUGAAAAUGUUUAGCAGCAAAGCAGUUACUGUUGGGAGCUGCUCUCUGUUAGCAGCAUCAGGCCCCAGCAUUCAGCAGCCUAGCAAGCCAGGAAGGAGCGCUAGCAGCUUCAACCUUACUGGAGUAGGCUUAGCUCAGGAAGAUACUGCCAUGUGUUAGAGUGACAGUUGGUGUAAAUGGGCUGUCUCUGAUUAAGCUGCAUUUUGCCCUCAGCUAUUGCCAUUAAAUGUGAUGAUGUGGGAUGUUUGCCAGAUGUGCAGUGAAAUUGGUAUUUUAAACUCCAAAAGGGGUCGCCUCUGUUCAAAGGGGGUGGAGCCACAUCAAGGAGGGGACUUGGGCCCCAGUGUUAAGUUGCGUAAUUGCAGCUCAGUCCUGCGAGGGGCUGAAUCCUCUGGAGUCAGUGGGAGUAGAGGUUGCUCAAAGUGCUGCAGGAUGGGGUCCAUCAUAAAAUUCACCCCAUGCAGAGGGGCCAGCACAAGACCUCUGCAGUGCCUGAACCCACAUAAGCCCUGAAUGUAGGGCCUCAGUGGGGCUUACUCAGUGAUGCUAAGCUUUGUGCUGGCCCCUCUUCACAGGGGGGAAGACUGAUGCCCUUUGGAGAUGGGAGGGAAACGGCAAGUUUGUUAAAUAAAGAAACCAAGUUGGAAUCUGGCUGAGAAGUUUUAAUUCUUGCACACAGAACCUGGGCUAUUUUACAUCCAACCUCCUGGGCAGCCUUUUACUGUUAGUCGUCAGUAUUACUCAAGUCUAAUGUGGACAUGCCUGCCAAUAAAGUACCCGGUCUCUUUUCUGUAA